AUGGAAUUAUCCACAGAACACCAUCACCCUUUAUACCUUAAACUUUAUCAUUACCUUUUCCAUCACUUUCUGAUGUCUCAUUUCACAAGCAUACCGGUCAUCGAUCCCGGUCUUGGCCUAUUUUCAACUUAAUGUCAGGACAGUAUCUCUGCAUGGUGAUGAGGGUGAACCUUGACUGCAAUGCUUGCUGUAGAAAGAUGAGAAGAGUCCUCCUUAAUAUGAAAGAAAUAGAGCAGCACUUGAUAGAGAAGCAGCUUUGCAAUGUGAGCGUGUGUGGGAGAUUUCAGCCGUCAGAUGUGGCAAUAAAGAUAAGGAAAAAGAUGAAGCGCAGAGUCGAAAUACUGGAGGUUCAGGAGGUCAGCAGCGUCAACGGUCACGCAGAGGAGAACCCCAAGGAACAACAAAACCAUGCCUUGCAGCAGCAUGGCAUAACAAAUCACCACUAAAUUUAGGUUGUACUGUAAUACACAUGCAUUACAUAAUUCAGAAAACAUAGUAGGAUAUAUGUAAAAUCAUUCUGUAUGUAAUCUUCAACGAGUUAUCUUUACUUAGUGUAGUUA
Messenger RNA from Cornus florida, 560 nucleotides. Its product is annotated as heavy metal-associated isoprenylated plant protein 6. Lineage: Eukaryota; Viridiplantae; Streptophyta; Magnoliopsida; Cornales; Cornaceae. The record is from RefSeq and is a predicted model, not a curated record. The transcript is spliced from 3 exons. Bases 132 to 446 code for a protein of 104 amino acids.